CUUCAUAGAGUCAGAAUAAUUAGGCGGACAUUGGAGUUUGUAUAAUUUCUUUAAUGGAAGACUGACGCGCACAUUAACCACACCACACGUGGGUUUCUCUUUCUCGAUUUUUGCCCUUAUUUUUUAGGGGAUCCGAGGGACACUGUCGGAAUGUCAAUGCCACUGCUUGCACCUGAAAGUAUGGAGGCUGAAGCAUCGAUUCCCUCAGAUUCACUCCGGGCUCAGAUUUCCAAAUUUACUUCCUUUGCCGCUGAAGCUUACAAAAGAAAGCCAAUCCAUUAUUGGAUUUUUCUUGUUCUUGGCAUCUUGGCAAUGCUUGUGGCAUUUCCUGCUUCCAGCAUUGUGUCUCGUGUUUACUAUGAUAACGGUGGGCAGAGCAAGUGGAUCAUAUCUUGGGUGGCUGUUGCUGGAUGGCCCCUAACUGCCUUAAUACUGUUUCCUACAUACAUUAUCAGUAAAACCUUUCCUACCCCUCUGAACCUGAAACUCACUCUGUCUUAUAUCAUUUUGGGUUUCUUAAGUGCUGCUGAUAACCUCAUGUAUGCUUACGCCUAUGCUUACCUCCCUGCAUCUACUGCCUCACUCGUGGCAUCAUCAUCGCUUGUGUUUUCUGCACUAUUUGGAUAUUUUCUUGUGAAGAACAAAGUGAAUGCUUCAAUAGUAAAUGCUGUUUUUAUCAUAACUGCUGCAUUGACCAUCAUUGCCUUGGACUCAAGUUCAGACAAAUAUCCCAAUAUCAGUGACAGUGAAUACAUCAUGGGAUUUGUAUGGGAUGUUUUGGGAUCUGCUCUUCAUGGGCUUAUUUUUGCCCUCUCAGAGCUGGUGUUUGUGAGGUUAUUGGGAAGAAGAUCCUUCAUUGUGGUUUUGGAACAGCAAGUCAUGGUUUCUCUAUUUGCUUUUCUGUUUACCACUGUAGGGGUAAUUGUGAGUGGUGAUUUUCAGGGAAUGGCACAUGAGGCUACCACUUUCAAAGGUGGUAGAGCUGCUUAUGUUCUUAUUAUUGUUUGGGGUGCAAUCACUUUUCAGUUGGGGGUCUUGGGAGGCACUGCUGUUAUUUUCUUGGGUUCUACUGUGCUAGCUGGUGUACUUAACGCAGUAAGAACACCCAUAACAAGCAUUGCAGCUGUUAUUCUGCUGAAUGAUCCAAUGAGUGGUUUCAAGAUCCUCUCCCUAGUGAUCACCAUUUGGGGCUUUGGCUCAUAUAUCUAUGGCAGUUCUAUGAGGGAAAAAAAUCAUGAGAGUGUAGCUACAUAUUCUAGUCCAUAGGAUUCUCCUUAGAUAUUGAAGGAUGCGAUUGUUGUAAAGUAAGUAUAUAGUAAUUCAUGCUGUGGUUGAUUGAGAAUUCCAUUUCUUAACAAUCACUUUUCAGAUAUUCAAAGGACAUGAUUGUUGUAAAGCACGCAUAUAAAUCACGAAUUUUCCUUUCAUAACCUA
Molecule: messenger RNA, 1434 nt
Organism: Vigna radiata var. radiata (mung bean)
Lineage: Eukaryota; Viridiplantae; Streptophyta; Magnoliopsida; Fabales; Fabaceae
Product: probable purine permease 5
Exons: 2
Coding region: 151-1266 (371 amino acids)
Cellular component (GO): membrane
Molecular function (GO): purine nucleoside transmembrane transporter activity
Source: RefSeq, a predicted model, not a curated record